Molecule: messenger RNA, 1017 nt
Organism: Fomitopsis serialis
Lineage: Eukaryota; Fungi; Basidiomycota; Agaricomycetes; Polyporales; Fomitopsidaceae
Exons: 3
Coding region: 156-956 (266 amino acids)
Source: RefSeq, a predicted model, not a curated record
GUGCCGGAUGAAAACCUUGCGAUAUUUAUUUACCUCUCUACGAAGCCAUUCCGUCCAACGGCGCACAGCAUGCAAGCAGCGUCUCCAGAGGAGAGAAAGAUACGAUUGAGAAAGUCAGGCGAGAGCGAACGUGACCGUCGUGGUGAAGGUAGAGGAUGGCGGCAGAGGCACAGUGCGAGCGGUGGAGGAUGAGCGGCACGCGCGUCUGGGCGGCACCCGCCACCGGCAGCCUCUACGUCCGACGACAAAACUCGAAGCUACCAUUGGCCGCGACGACGAGCGACAGCGUGUAUAUAUGCUUUCGGUGUUCACUGCUACUGCACCCAAUCGUCGACGUUAUAUUCCUCAGAACACCCAUGGCUCAAGCCAGCAUAACCCGCGCUGCGGCCGCAACAGCCUCCGCCGUUUACGGGAACAGCCCACCGUAUAUCGACGUCGACAACACGGACACACCCGUCCUCGUUCUCCGAGAUCAAUCAUCAAACAGCGUCGAUGUCGGGUUUCUGUCGAGCCUCACACUGCGUGCCGGAGCAGCAGCGUCCUCGCUGGCUUGUGGCAGCAUCCUCGCGGGACAGAACAGCGAAAGCGACGAGUACGGCGACGUUGCGUUCUGGCUCGGGCGAGGCGACUUUGGGACGGGGCACGAACCCGACAUAAUCGAUGCGUUAGGGCUAAAGACCCGGAUGACGCCAGAGUCGAAGGUUCGGCAUGUCGAUCUCUCCCCACACACGCACCUUCCGGGGUCGCUUUUGCCGCUCCACGCGAAGCCGACGCGAGAGGUCGCGAGCCUAACGGAGGCCUUAGAUCAGCUGCAAGGGCGGCACUGCCUCAUGAUCGAAGGGAUCGCGGCGGACAACUCGACGGUUCUGUACAUUCUCCUCGGCCAACUCGCUGCCCCGGAGGGUAGCUCGCCUGGACCAUGGGUAGGUUUGAUAGGGGUCGCGAUCUGGUCUUGAACUAUCAGCUGCCCCGGAAAGCUCAACCAGGUGUGUACAGGGUGUGUAUGGGGCGCGCGUC